Penicillium oxalicum is the source of this 804-nucleotide messenger RNA. RefSeq lists its product as uncharacterized. The transcript has a single exon. Bases 1 to 804 code for a protein of 267 amino acids. The record is from RefSeq and is a predicted model, not a curated record. NCBI's taxonomy places the organism in Eukaryota, Fungi, Ascomycota, Eurotiomycetes, Eurotiales, Aspergillaceae.
AUGGACUCUAUGAGGUCAUUGAACACCUCGUUGCCGGCUUCGACCCCCCGCCCGCAGCCAUCCGAGCAACUGCUCCAAUCCUUCAAAGCGGCUGCGUUAUCUGUCACCAAUCUCUAUAAGAAUGCUGUCUGUGAACAAGCGCAGGCACGCUCUGCUGGCUACCAAGAUGCCAUCGAAGACUUGCUCCAUUUCUUGGAUCGAGAGAACCUCGGCUUAGGCGACGGUGAAGGGUGGAAAGUCCGGCAGUGGGCAACGGCAAAGUGCGACGGGACGGGAUCUCAGACAAGUGAGGAGGAGGACCGAGCCGACUCCGAGAAGUCCGAUCAGGGAGCAACCCCUUUGAAUACUCGAAAGGAACCUCCAGCGCCAGAACCGUCAUCUCGUCAGCAAUCCGCACCCGUUUCGACCCCCAUGCCAGUCCCCGUGACUCACCCCGAGACUACCACGCCCACCCCACAAUUACAAGAGGUAGUUGCGUCGCCAGCUGUCUUCACGUUCACUGCCGGACCAACGUUUCCUCAAUAUCAGGAACUUGACAUGGAAAUGCAACCUACCGACCAUUCCAAUUCUCCACUGCCGGAAGGAUCUCCCGUCAACGUCUCCUUGAUGCCUCGUACACCCCGCCAAUCCCAUCGUCAUAACCACACGCACCCUUAUACAAACGCGCGACCUUCUCCUCGGGAGGCUCCCGCUACUCUGGGAUCGAAACGGAAGCACACGUUCCCCGACUUCUUUGAUUUAUCUGGCCUCUCGAAUGGGAGGGACAACACGUUUGGCGGAGGGAAACGCGGCAGAUUCACCUAG